Messenger RNA from Paramacrobiotus metropolitanus, 1541 nucleotides. RefSeq names its product thiosulfate sulfurtransferase-like. Gene Ontology annotation, biological process: transsulfuration. The transcript is spliced from 8 exons. The coding region runs from base 450 to 1313 and encodes 287 amino acids. Gene Ontology annotation, cellular component: mitochondrion. Lineage: Eukaryota; Metazoa; Tardigrada; Eutardigrada; Parachela; Macrobiotidae. Gene Ontology annotation, molecular function: thiosulfate-cyanide sulfurtransferase activity. The record is from RefSeq and is a predicted model, not a curated record.
CGGUUCACCGGCACACGCUUCCGCUCCCACAUACAGUGUAUAUACGCUGCAUAAAUGCUGCAGCAGGUGCCGACAGAUGGUACAUAUUGGCCAUUUUCAUCAGGCGGAUUACCGACGCGGCUCGGCUGCCUUGUUUUGCCGUCAAGCACAGCUUGACAGUGUACACACACCGUGGCAGAUUAGUUUUGCAUGUGUUUGCACGCGCUGCGAUCCGGAGGGAAUUUCUUAGGUUUCUCGGGUUUCUUACAUUUCUUUAAUUGCUCAAACGUGCCUGAAAUUUCGAUAUCCCCAGUUCUUACCAUUUUUGCGCAUCGACUCUGAUAAUAUUUUGUCGUACACUGGUUCCCACGGUGAAUGUAUUCUUGGGAAACCAUUCAUUUCAACCCUGAGAUAUAAAUUCCUUUUAGUAAAAUUGCUGGUUUAUUCAAUCGUCCCGGACACUAAAAAUCAUGGGCGCGGACAAAGGCCCCGACCCGCCCACGACCCUGAUCGACCCCGCUCUCCUCAAGGAGCACAUGGAUGCCCGACGGGCCAACAUGAUCAUCCUGGACUGCAGCUACGACCUGAACCGCAAUGUGGAGAAGGACUACCUGACUGGGCAUAUUCCGGGCGCCCUAUACUUCAGUAUCAAGGAAUGCCGCGACAAAUCCUCACCGUAUCCGCAGAUGCUCCCACCGGCGCCCGUAUUUGCUCAGUUUGUCGGCGCCCUGGGAAUUGACAAUAACACGUACAUUGUGGUGUAUGAUAAUAAUCCACGUGGACUCUUCGGUGCCGCCCGCGUGUACUGGAUGUUUCGGGCGUUUGGGCAUGAUAAGAUUUCCAUCCUGAACGGUGGAUACGUUGGAUGGAAGGCCAAACACUACCCGACCACGAUGCAGCGCGAUUACCUCACACCGCGGGUGUUCCAUGCGACGAUGCGCGCCGGAUACCUGACGACGUUCGAAGAUGUAGUGCAGACAAUUAAAGGCGUAACAUCGCUCCCCGCCCAGCUCGUGGAUGUCCGUCCGCCCACACUGUACCAGUGCGGACACCUACCCAAGUCGAAGAAUAUGCCAUACUACAGUUUAUUAAACGACCCAUUACCGACGCUAAAAGACGAGGACGGCCUGCGGAAAGCCUUCGCUGCCGCCUCCAUUGACUUGGACCAGCCCAUCGUCAGCUACUGCAAUUCCGGCGUAGCAGCAAGUAUGCUCUUCCUGGCGGGUAUCUUAUUGGGCAAAACACCGGAAGAGAUCACCGUGUACGAUGGAUCCUGGUGGGAAUGGGAUCGGCGGGCGAAAGGUCAUCAUGGAUAUAUUGAAUAUUCCCUGUAAAAAUGUUCAAACAGUUGCCAAUCGCUGUCUUUUAAUCUGUUUCUAUGUUAAAUAGCGAAUCUAUCUGCUUGUAAAAAAUCCUUUCCUAAUCAAAUACGUACCAAAUCAAUGUACAUUUCAGCAUGCGCCAUGACGGUGCAGUUUUCUGUGACGAACGAUGAUCUCUUGUCAGUCUUUUGAAUAUAUUUGCUGAUAGCCAUUCGACGGUUGUCGAGUUCAUUGAUGAGA